Messenger RNA from Megalobrama amblycephala (Wuchang bream), 1966 nucleotides. RefSeq names its product interferon regulatory factor 3 (gene irf3). Gene Ontology annotation, biological process: regulation of transcription by RNA polymerase II; immune system process. The record is from RefSeq and is a predicted model, not a curated record. Lineage: Eukaryota; Metazoa; Chordata; Actinopteri; Cypriniformes; Xenocyprididae. Gene Ontology annotation, cellular component: nucleus. Gene Ontology annotation, molecular function: protein binding; RNA polymerase II cis-regulatory region sequence-specific DNA binding; DNA-binding transcription factor activity, RNA polymerase II-specific.
ACGUGUACAAUGACGUCAAAAAUGGGAAAUCGAAACUGACAUGGAUUUCCCGAGUAAUGUAGAACAGAUGAUCUAAAGGCACAAUCUGUUGAAUAAAGUCUGGUAUUAACGCAGUACUGAAGCGAUCCUGUCCCACAGUCCUGACAUCUGAAGAGUUCACCGAGAAAUACACAACACUGUCGAUGUUAUACGGAACAUUGAUGGUUUGGUUUGGUGUGUUGUGUAGUCUGUUUGCAACAUCAUGACCCAUCCAAAACCGCUCUUCGUGCCCUGGUUGCGCCAACAAAUCCAAAGUGGACAAUAUCCUGGAGUGUGUUGGACCAAUGAAGAACUUCAGCAGUUUAGUGUUCCCUGGAAGCAUGCUUUGAGACAGGACUCCAACAGUGAUGAUGUCCUCAUAUUCAAGGCAUGGGCUCAGACUAGCGCUGCUGGAGACGGCAGGAUAAAUGGAGACCCCUCCGUUUGGAAGAGAAACUUCCGUAGCGCUCUUCGUGCUAAAGGCUUCAGGAUGAUAUUUGAUAACAAGAACGAUGCGGCUAAUCCGCAUAAAGUGUAUCAGUUUCCAUCUGAAGGUCUUUCUGCAGGAUCGGAAGGAUCUCAGGAGACUGAUUUAUCUCCAGAACUAUAUGUGGAGGAGGAAAACGUGUUCUCUACAAACCCACCCCAAGGUUUAGAGGGACAAUUCACUGGACUAAACCUGCAGGAAAGUCCCCCACAAGUCUAUGAAGUUUGGAAUCAAGAUCAGUUCUAUUUGGGGUUUGAGAGACAAGGACUUCUCCAAGAAAUGAAUCCAUGCAAAGAAUCCCCCGUUUACUCAGAUGACCAAUUUCAAACGGUGGACACUAAUGGACUCUUCUCUUCAGCUGGGGGUGCUGUUGGUGGUUUGGGGCAGAUUUCACCCACUGAGGGGACGACGGCUGUGAAUCAUCAUCAUUCUCCAGCAUAUCAGCAGCCGGUGGUGUGUCAACCACAUGGUGAAGGUGAUCAGGUUGCCGUUCCUGAACCAAAACUGGAGACAUUUUUCCAGAUUAAGGUUUAUUACAAAGGGAGGAUGGUGUUGGAUCAGUUGGUGGAGAAUGAUGUUGGAUUCAGACUGAUGUAUCAGGGGGAUGAGUCCAGUGCUGAUCUACCAGUGGUGACACUACCUUGUCCAGAAGAUAUCCUGGAUCAGAUCCAGGCCAAGCAUACGAAUGAUAUUCUGGAAAAUCUGGGCGGUCUGGAGAUCAGGAGAUUGGAUGGUGUGGUUUAUGGCCACCGCUGGGGAUCCAGCAGGAUCUACUGGGGUCUAUGCAAACAUGAACAAAGCCAAACAGCCAGAGAGCUCUCCAAAAACACACCUGAACCCGUCUACUUCUUCAGAAAUUAUAUAUCAGGUCUGAUGGAGUUUAUGCAGCAGACAGGCAGCAAAUCUCCUUCUUACUCUCUUUACUUCUUUCUGGGAGAGAAGUGGCCAGACCCCAAAAUGAAACCGUGGGAGAAGAAACUCAUCAUGAUAGAGGUUAUUCUGACUUCACUGGAGUAUUUUAAGAUGAUGGCUGUUGCAAAUGGGGCGUCUUCACUGCAGUCAGUGGAGCUACAACUCUCUCUGGAGCAAAUGAUGGAGCUGUGUGACACCAAGUGACCAAGUGGAAAGACUCCACUGAAAAUGGACUGAAAUUACUUCUUAAACAGUUUACUUAGUGGUGACUCAAUGGUUAACUGUAUUUAUUCAAAGUGUGUGGUUAUGUUGCUGGGCAGAAUUUCAGUAAUGGUACAAGAGAAUAAUAAGUGAUUCGGUAGAAAAAAAUACAUAGCGAAGUUUACAAGGGAAGUCGUAAUUUUAAAUUGGAGGAUUUCAUACAAGUUGUGCGCUAUAAUUAAAAGAACAAGAAUCAGUCAUUUCAAAAAUGCUAAAAAAGCCUGUUUUUACACUACUACAGUUCUCAUAACACAAUAUUGUGUCAGAUUAAAUGAACUUUUCACAAUG